UGUGAUUGGCUGUCUCACUUGUAGCCUGGCGAAUCCGCGUGCAGGAGAGCAGAUUUUACGUCGGUGUGAUUUUUUUGUGCGCCACGUGGUGUCUCUGACUAUAGGACCUGCUCUGGCCGAAACAGCGAAACAUCUAAAGAGGCUCGCGGACUGAGAGAGACAGAGACAAUCAUGUCGCAGGUGUUGCCUUAUGAGGAAACCAUAAGUCUGUACGGUAACGAUGGAGACGAGGAGCAAAUGUCUCUCACCUGCCGUCUGCACAACAACAACAACAACUUCUUCAGCUCCACACAGAAUAAAAGACCUCCCAAACUCGGACAGAUUGGACGGAGCAAACGAGUCGUCAUAGAAGAUGACAGGCUUGACGAGGUGCUCCAGAACACGGCGGAAAAGUCUCCGGCGAAAGUGUAAAAUAAAGAAACAAAUUUUUUUAAAAAGCAAAGGGGGAAAAAAGUGAGAUUUUUUUUUCCUGUUGGAACGCUCACCUCUGCGUGAAACAGCAUUUCGAGCUGCUCUUCAGUAUGGGUUGAAUUUCACAGCACACGAGGAGAGCAGCACCGACACAGUCCCACACUCCCACACGGAGAACGCUGAUGUCUGACCUAAAGAUUCAUCCUGAGGGCAUGUUUUUGAUCACGUUUUUGUUUUUUCACACGUUUUUUCCUUUAUAUGACUUGAGAUCAGUCUAAUCGUGCUAUUUGCUAAUCCUUAGUGGUAAAGGUACCUUUGUAUUGUGAGAAUGCAUUGAAUUCUUAAUAAGCACAAAUCACAGACUAAUGGUAACUGUUAUAUUUUGUCUUAUGUUUUUUCCUCUCUCUUUCACUCUUUUUCUCAUUCUCUCCCAGCGCACUUUGGUUUACUUUCGUUCUCUGUCUAACAUUUUGCGCGCACACACAACUGUGAACUGUGAAUUUCUCCAGUGAUGUAUUUUUUUUUGUUCACGUUAAAGGAAACUCUUACUAUCUACAUUUUUUUGCAGCACUAAAAGACUGAGCACAUUUUUAUAAACUGAUGACUGAUUUUUUUUUUUUCCAUUAACCUUAUUUAUUUUUUUUUAUUUUUUUGAUGUCGCUAAAUCGUAACCUUUGAACUGCCUGCGCAGCGUAAAGUAAACCGCUAACUUUUGUAUGGAGAAGCAGUUUGUGAAACUUUAAUUGUAGCUGUAAUUCUUAGCACUUUGAGACGUGGUCGCCACUCUGCUGUACAGGAUAUUUACGAUCACAAUUUGUGCCAAAUCUUGCAACGAAAAAAAAUGUGUGCCAGUCGAUCUGUGUCUCUGUGAUCUGCGUACUGUGACAUUUCUGCGGUCCUGGCCGUCCUGUCCUUUUCAGGGCUUUUUUUCUAACCGCUUUUGCAUGAGACAGGCCCAAGUGCCUCCCUGUGUGGCAGUGAAAAUGGUGUACUUUUAGUAACUGUUUGGAAUGACAGACCUCAAAAACUCUUGAAUAUUACAUAUAGUAAAUGUUGCACUUCUUACUGUUUAACAGGGCUACACUGAUCAUGGAAAGUAUGACCAUCAAAAUGUGAACAUUCAAUAAAAAUCAAUACAAAUGA
This is a messenger RNA of Tachysurus vachellii, 1554 nucleotides long. It is a transcript of the gene camk2n1b, whose product is annotated as calcium/calmodulin-dependent protein kinase II inhibitor 1b. The record is from RefSeq and is a predicted model, not a curated record. Gene Ontology annotation, molecular function: protein kinase binding; calcium-dependent protein kinase inhibitor activity. NCBI's taxonomy places the organism in Eukaryota, Metazoa, Chordata, Actinopteri, Siluriformes, Bagridae. The transcript has 3 exons. Gene Ontology annotation, biological process: negative regulation of protein kinase activity. The coding region runs from base 172 to 411 and encodes 79 amino acids.